CCGCCUUCCCCCCUUCGUCUCGGGCACUAUACCUAGCUCCCGCCUUGACCAAUACCCACCCCACUUCACUCCCACCCAACGCCUUACCACAAUUUUGGGAGCCGGUGGCUGGGAACAGAAAAACGGAACCCUAUCCCUACUCCGUACUCCCGCUUCCAUCACGGCUCCGCUGCAACAUGUGCCGACCCAGCCUCCCGGCUCGUCCCUAUCGUCGUUGUUUCUUCUGUGACAAGACCAGCCACUUCCUAACGUCCCACGCAUCAACCAAAAUGACGCCGCUCCCCAACCUUUCGCGCAAGCUCAGGCUUCUGCAGCACACCAUGCAUCUCUCCUCUACACUGCCAUUCUCUUACAAGUGAUUGGUCAACGAUUAACGGUCAGCCUUCAGCCUAACCGUCCUAGUGGACUGGUAAACCCCGUUGUCAAAGCAUGAAUUAUCAAGACUUGAACUUCGACUUUGUUGAUAGGCAGCGCCCUUAUCCUCCUCAGUUCUGGUCCCCGGGGACUCCCUCCGAUCAACUUCAAGCUGCCGUCCCAGCAGGCAACGAACGUGCCAGUCAUCCAUAUCGAACAGGCAGUGACAAUCUGUCAAACGAUUCUGGCUUACAAUAUUCUGACGCUGCCCAACCCACUAUUGCUCCGUACAACAUCCCUCACGCUCCGACACCUCCCUGGGGCUCCGACGGUUCGGCUCCUUCCAACACUACCAGCCAAUACGGCCCGAGCCGCCUUUUCGGCCAUUUCUCCUUCCCACUCAUAGACAACCGCCCCGGUGCCUCACAGCCGCCCGCCUUGCCUCUUUCUUCUGCUUCUCCUACAUACCUCCCACACGCCAUGGACGAAGUCACUGCCCGGGCCGAAGCUAGGGGGUUUCGUGACCAGAUGACCAUGGACGCUGCUGGGUCCAUUACUCCAGGUGUCGACGACGGCCCAUUCAUCAAUUUUGCUCUCAACGCUUUGACGGCGGACAGAUGGUCAAAGUCCUCGCCCGCCUCGAAUCUCCCUUCAAGACCGGACGCCACCUAUACGCGGCACACGGCCGACGAUUCGAAUCGCUUCCCCGACGAGGAGUCCUCGACUAUGCGCGCCAUGGCCGGUGCUGGUGCUGGUCUACAUACCGCCGCCGCCCCGAUUCCCGUCAUCAUGUUCAGUGGCUCAGUGCCGCAGAGAUCGGCGUCACCACCCAAUGUCAAAAUGCACGACGCUGAUGUGCAGGAACCCGAUCCCACUCCGCUCGACACCGACCACGACCAUCCUCCCUCCGCUUCCCGCGAGCUCCUUCAAUACAACCCGACCAGAAAGCUGGCUGCUCUCGACGUGAACCAAUGGGUUCCAAUUAGCGAAACACGCCCAGUGCCCAGGGAAGGCAAGCCAAAGCUGGACCUCCUCGAUCCCACGAGAGAGGCGUACCCGCGCCUCACCGCCCUCCCACGGACAUUACGACUCCCUUCUCUGCUUGCCCUCCUCAUGCUCUGCCUCGCCAACAUCGUCCUCUUCAUGCUUUCCGCCAUCUUCUCCAUGCGCCGCCCAGGUCUCCUUCAACUACAACUGUCCGAUAGCGAGAUCCAGGGUGGCCAGUAUUUCCUGUUUCGCAUCUUGCCACAACUACUAGCUGCCAUUGUCUUCGUGUACGUCCAGUGCGUCAUGGCGGCCACCGUUCGAAUCCUCCCUUUUACGACGAUGGCUCAGGAUGAGAUGGAGAAACGGAAAGACGGGCUCUUUCAAGAACUUUACCCGAGGUCGUAUUUGAUCCCUCACUUAUCUGGCCCUGUUGUGACAAGGGUCUGUUUGACUUUGAUGUGGCUCAGCGCCUUUACGAUCCCGCUCGCCAGCAGCGCCUUCACCGUUACUCGUAUCCGUGGCGAGUGGACAUGGGUGUCUGUGCAGCCUGUUACUUGGACUCUGGUGGCGCUAUACUUCCUCCUCCUGGGUGCACUCGUCACGUUGGCUGUUUACUGGCACGGAAGGAUCACUGGCCUCCUAUGGGAUCCGCGGUCCAUCGCCGACAUUGCCUUCAUGCUCUAUCAAACCAACGCCCUGAGCGACUACGAGGGGACGGAAUUUAUGAUGGGCAAGACCGAGAGACGGGCACAGCUUCAUCGGCGCCGGUUCGACCGGCUAGGUUACUGGAUGAAAGGGGAUCCCGCUAUCGAGCCGUGGUACGGUAUUGGCCUCGCUACCAGCUCCCUCAACUCCCCGUCUCGCGAUUUUGAAGAGUUGAAUCCCAUGGAAGGGAGCCACAGCGUCUCUAUUAGCUCCCUCAAAUUGUUCGCUUCCUCCGACAACGGUAGAGCGUGGUACCGAUACCUACCCUGGUGCUUGCGUGGCACCCAGGUACUCUGCUUCUCCAUUGGCGCCACCGUCCUCCUGGUGGCGCUCAUUGUCGUAUCCUUUAUUGGCGGCGCCGCCUGGAUGCAGGGCUUUCAUCCCGGUCGCCUCCCGGCUUACCCAGAUGCGGCAGGAUUCUCUGCUGCCAACUUCGUCUACAGCUUCGUACCGAGCCUGCUCGGCAUGCUCCUGUACUUGGCUUUUCAAUCCCUCGACCAGGUUCUCCGCAUCGUCCAGCCGUGGGCCGAGUUGCGCAACGAUGAAGGUGCUCCGGUCUCCCGCUCCAUCCUUCUCGACUACGCGGCGUGCUCCCCCUUCCAGUCUACCUACCGCGCUCUGCGCAACAAGCACUGGCGCGUUGCUGCCGUAUCCUUCAUGGCUCUCCUGGCAAUCCUCAUCCCCGUCCUGGCCGGGGGUCUCCUCAUGGCUCGGAACAUUCCUGGCACCAACCAGACCCGCAUGCGACCCCAAGCCGACGUUUUCUUCGCGCUUCUCGCCCUCCUGAUCCUCUACCUCUUCGCCGUCAUUUCUGUCAUCCCUGCGCGAAACUCGUAUCGUCUUCCUCACUCGGUUACUUGCAUCGCCGACAUCAUAUCUUUCCUCCGAACCGAAGACAUCGGCGGGGAGAAGGGCUUUCAGUUCCAGCACGCCCGCGACCGGCAGACUAUGCUCAUCAAUCUCGGCGUCCACCCGGGCCGCGAAGAGAACCGUUGGUUCUUUGGCAGCGUGCCUGGACGUGAGAAACAGGGCCCCGGCAUACGAAGACUGAGGAAAUAUACCGAGCGCGCGCCUCGUCGCGCCUGAUCUGAUACCUAGCUGUUUUUAUAUUCUCGUGGCCAGUACUCCGGUUGCACUGUGUUUUUAUUUUGGGUCUAGAUUUGGGGCGUGUAUGUUUUUUGUUCAUUUUCUGGAGUUCUUUUUUUUUUCUUCGGCUCGCUUGCAUAGCGGAGAGCAUUGGUGGUUUUGGGAAACUUUGACGAUGCAUGAUUUUGUAUCGCGUGGUAUGAUAUUUACGAGCUUACGGCGUUUCUACGAGAUGACUCUCAUAUGACAAGGCAUGAAGAGAACGCGAAAUAGAGACACGACUCAGGUCGCACACAUUUUAUUCUGCUCCAUGGAUACACCGACGCAAGGUGUACGUAGUCCGAGAUAUUCCAUGCUCAUCACGACUAAAGCGCAGC
Molecule: messenger RNA, 3509 nt
Organism: Sodiomyces alkalinus F11
Lineage: Eukaryota; Fungi; Ascomycota; Sordariomycetes; Glomerellales; Plectosphaerellaceae
Exons: 2
Coding region: 430-3132 (900 amino acids)
Source: RefSeq, a predicted model, not a curated record